AUGGCCAACUCAGGCAUUCAGCUCUUGGGCUUCUCGUUGUCCCUGAUCGGCGUCGUAGGACUGAUAGUGGGCACCAUCCUCCCGCAGUGGAAGAUGUCCGCCUAUGUCGGAGAUAACAUCAUCACGGCUGUGGCCAUGUACCAGGGGCUGUGGAUGUCCUGCGCCUUCCAGAGCACCGGACAGAUGCAGUGCAAAGUUUACGACUCCAUUCUGCAGCUUGACAACGCUCUACAAGCAACUCGUGCCCUGAUGAUUGCGGGCAUCAUCGUCUCCAUCGCCGGCCUGGGCGUGGCCUGCGUGGGAAUGAAGUGCACCAACUGCGGUGGGGACGACAAAGUCAGGAAGUCACGUGUGGCCAUGAUGGGGGGCAUUAUCCUGCUGGUGGGGGCUCUGUGUGCGAUAGUCGCGUGCUCCUGGUUCGCCCACAACGUCAUCCGUGCCUUUUACAACCCCUUCACUCCCGUCAACACAAAGUUUGAGUUUGGAGCAGCCAUCUUCAUUGCCUGGGCAGGCUCCUUUCUGGACAUCCUGGGGGGGGCUAUGCUGGCCGCAUCAUGUCCCAGGAGCAAGCAGGUGUCCAAAUACCCCUCCAAAGCCUCCCCCCAUCCACCUAGCAGCACCAAGGAGUAUGUGUGAGCGCCCCCUGAUGGCCUCUUCAUUUCCUUCCCUUAGCCCCUCCCUGGUACCACAUGAAAAGCUACCUUGCCAAUACAAAGGAACAAAAAAAAAGAAAGUUUACCUUACCUCUGAAUAUUAAAAACUGUAUUUUGGACAUACUUCAGUUUUCUCAUAAUAAAUAUUUAGGUUUUGCUUACCUGAAGUUUUUUCCCCCCUUUGCUCUAUUGUGUUGUUCUGAAUAAAGAAAGAAGUAAGACCCCUUAGAGAAAUACCCUCAGCUCUGUCUACUGCAUGCUUUCCUUUUCCUGUGCCUACAGUAUCUGUGUGACACACUCUGAAUUACACUGACACAGGCAUUGUAUACGGGGUCUUUCAUUCAAGAGAACAAAAACAAGUGCCUUUCAAUUUUGGCCACAGAGUUGUGGGAUGCACCUCCUUAAAUAUGAUCUGGCAGGCUUCCCCUCCGCCCCCCCCGCCUUCGAGUACCCUGUGAUGGUACCAUACAGAGGGGCACCUAAUCCAUCAGAAAUGUAGUGCCAUCCCUUGUCUGAUCUUCAUCAUCGUCGUCGUCAUUCCCAAUGGCUUAUUCUUCAAAUGCCGCUUAUUCUUCAAACGCUCCACUGGACAUCAUAUGCCUAAUCUUUUUAUGGUAUUUGACAGUCUGGUCAUUUUCAUCAUGCUGAUUUUUGUCCAAGACUCAGAAAACGUGUUUACCUGCCUGACCAGGUUGCAAGUCCAACCUUAUCUCACUUGGUGGUCAGAUUCUGUUUUUUUGGGUACACCGUGUGUUUUGUUUUAGUCUCAUGCUGUGAACCUUACUCUUUUCUUGUGAAGCUCAACUGGAAAUUCCCUGGGUCGGAUUUUUUUGUUUCUGAUAAAUUUACACUGAGAAACUCCUACCUGGCUGCAUGUGUCAUUUUUUGCAUUUUCUUCUAGUUGAUAUAACUUGUAAACAAUUUUAAUAAAGUAUUGUUUUUCUUUAAAAAA
Paramormyrops kingsleyae is the source of this 1605-nucleotide messenger RNA. RefSeq names its product claudin 7a (gene cldn7a). Gene Ontology annotation, cellular component: membrane; bicellular tight junction. The record is from RefSeq and is a predicted model, not a curated record. NCBI's taxonomy places the organism in Eukaryota, Metazoa, Chordata, Actinopteri, Osteoglossiformes, Mormyridae. Gene Ontology annotation, molecular function: structural molecule activity.